This is a messenger RNA of Phyllostomus discolor (pale spear-nosed bat), 1754 nucleotides long. It is a transcript of the gene GDF9, whose product is annotated as growth differentiation factor 9. The transcript has 2 exons. Gene Ontology annotation, molecular function: cytokine activity; growth factor activity. NCBI's taxonomy places the organism in Eukaryota, Metazoa, Chordata, Mammalia, Chiroptera, Phyllostomidae. Gene Ontology annotation, biological process: BMP signaling pathway; SMAD protein signal transduction. Gene Ontology annotation, cellular component: extracellular region. The record is from RefSeq and is a predicted model, not a curated record. The coding region runs from base 10 to 1353 and encodes 447 amino acids.
UUGCAAGCCAUGGUUCUUCCCAGCAAAUUCCUUUUUUGGUUUGGCUGCUUUUCCUGGCUGGGUUUUCCCAUUAGCCUCGGUUCUCAGGCUUCUAGGGGAGAAGCUCAGAUUGCAGCUAGUGCUGAGUUAGAAUCUGAGGCUGAACCUUGGUCCUUGCCGCAGCCGACGGGUAGGAGAGACGGGUCAGGCCUCCUCUCCCCUCUCUUCAAAGUUCUGUGUGAUGAGCCAGGCGGGGCACAGAGGCUGCAGCCAGACUCCGGAGCUUUGCGCUACAUGAAGAGGCUCUAUAAGGCAUAUGCUACCAAGGAGGGGAUCCCCAAAUCCAACAGAAGUCACCUCUACAACACUGUUCGGCUCUUCACCCCUUCUGUCCAGCACAAGCAGGCCUCUGUGGACCAGGCGACAGGCGCCAUGCCAUCAGUGGGCCUGCUGUUCAACCUGGAUCGAGUUACGGCUGUGGAGCGCCUCCUCAAGUCAGCCCUGCUAUACACUUUCAACGACUCGGUGCCUUUCCCCUCUGCCAUGCAGUGCACGUGCCACCUGCUGCUGGAGGAGCCAGAGUCAUCUGGCCAGACUCUCCCUAGGGCUCCAUACUCCUUUCCCUUCGCAUCACAGUCUGAAUUUAGAAAGAAACACAAAUGGGUUGAGGUGGAUGUGACUGCCCUGCUUCAGCCUCUGGUGGCCUCUGCCAAGAGGAGUAUUCAGGUGUCUGUGAAUUUUACGUGUGCGGAAGACCGGCUGUGGUCCCCUUCAGCACGGGACAGUCCUGUUAGCCUCGUCCCCCCCUCAUUGCUUCUGUAUCUGAAUGACACGAGCACUCAUGCUUACCAGGGGUGGUAUUCCCUCCACAACAAAAGGAGCCCUCCCCAGGCUCCUGGCCAGAGAGGUCCGUCUGCCUGUCCCAUGGGAAGAGAGGCUGCCAGAGGAGUAAGAGCCCGUCACCGGAGAGGUGAGGAGACUGUCAGCUCAGAAUUGCAGAAGCCUCUGGCUUCCUUCAAUCUGAGUGAAUACUUCAAACAGUUUCUUUUUCCCCAAAAUGAGUGUGAGCUCCAUGACUUUAGACUUAGCUUUAGUCAGCUGAAGUGGGACAGCUGGAUUGUGGCCCCGCACAGGUAUAACCCCCGAUACUGUAAAGGGGACUGUCCCAGGGCCGUUGGGCAUCGCUACGGCUCUCCGGUUCACACCAUGGUGCAGAACAUCAUCUACGAGAAGCAGCUCGAUGACUCCGUGCCACGGCCCUCGUGCGUGCCUGCCAAAUACAGCCCCUUGAGCGUGCUGACCGUGGAGCCCGAUGGCUCCAUCGCCUACAAGGAAUACGAAGACAUGAUAGCCACUAAGUGCACCUGCCGUUAGCACGCGGUCCUCCGAGCCAAAACACUGAGCUUCUUCAACAAAGCGAAUGCCUACCUGUGCCUUCAGGACAAAGCUUCAUGUGUCAGAUUGCUAAAUGCACUGCAGUGUGUCUUGCAUGAGGAGGGACCUGUGCAGAUUGGCAGUCUGUGGCACUUAUUGAUGUAAAGGGUUAACCUCGGCCUUUUUUAUUUGCAAAUGUAAAUAAUUAUUUUGGAGAGCUUUCACUUUCUUUCCCUAAGCAUUUUUUGUAAGAGUAUUGUUUUUGAUGUUGAAAAAACUUCAUAAGCAUUAAUCUUGGAUGCAAUUACACUCCAAACAGACAAUUCCAAGUGUCGGAGUCUUAUUUAAUGGGAGAAUAAAGUCCUGUCACAGCAUGGGUUUCCUGUGCGUGUGUGUAUUAA